This is a messenger RNA of Aspergillus alliaceus, 2472 nucleotides long. Its product is annotated as ubiquitin 3 binding protein But2 C-terminal domain-containing protein. NCBI's taxonomy places the organism in Eukaryota, Fungi, Ascomycota, Eurotiomycetes, Eurotiales, Aspergillaceae. Bases 1 to 2472 code for a protein of 823 amino acids. The record is from RefSeq and is a predicted model, not a curated record. The transcript has 5 exons.
AUGAAGAACUUCGCUACCGUUGCAGCUUUCGCUGCUGGCGCCAAUGCCCUUGUUGGAAGGGGCAACAGCUGCUGUUUCCACCUGACUGCUUCCGGCGGUGCUUCCGGCAAUGUCGGUCAGCUUAAUGACGGACAGAACCGCGUCCACGGUGGACUAUCAGAAGCCGAGUUCUGCAUCGACUCCAAUGGUGCCAUCACUGACGGAAACGGUCGUGGAUGUAUCAUCACUGGCCCAACUACUCAGUUUCAAUGCGAUGAGGGAGCCACGCCUAUGACUGGCUGGUCUAUCAACUCCCAGGGUCAAGUUUCGUACAAAGGCGAUUCGGACUUUGUCGUGUGUGAGACUGGCCAAAAUGGCGGAUUGAAUAUCUAUACUACAGAGACUUCCGAUGUGACUGGGUGCAAGGAUUCUACUAGCGCCUCUAUUCCCUACAUCCCCGGAGCCUCCUCAAGUGCUUCUGUACCUUACGUCCCAGGACAGUCUACUAGCGCCUCUGUCCCCUAUGUUCCUGGUCCGUCCUCUAGUGCUCCCGUGGCUGGGUCCAGUGGAUCUGCUGUCACCGUUCACACGACCUUGACCUCCACCUACUGCCCCGAAUCAUCAACUGUGCCCGUUGUUCCCGUACCACCCGGAUCAAGUGUGCCAGCUGGCACUCCUGGCGUUCCUGGGACCUCUGCUACACCCGGUGUUCCCGGUACUCCCGGUACUUCUGGGACUCCCGGCGUCCCUGGAACUUCGGGUGCCCAGCCAUCUCAGACUGCCACUGGUACUCAACCAUCUGGUACUUCGACUGCGGGUGGGAGCUGCCCCACAGAUCUCUCCGGCAACUAUGAAUAUCCUCACUUGAUCAUCCCUGUCGACUCUUCUUCUCCUGAUGACGCUGCUGGCACUUCUUUUAACGGCACCAUCUCGUCUACCAUCUCGACCAUCUUCAACUUUGAUAUUCCUUCCUCUGACGCUGGAAAGACGUGCAGCCUUGUCUUCCUCUUCCCUAAGAAGGAGAACCUCGAGACUUCGUCUUACUCUUUCGGGGGUGACGGCCAGGUCGACUUCGUUUCCCUCGAAUCUGCUGCCAGCGAGUCUACCACCUAUAACAAUGCUCCAGGCGUAAAGGAAGACUAUGGUGACAUCACUAUCUCCCCCGGCAACUCCUACCUCAUCUCCACUUUCGAGUGCCCGGCUGGCCAAGCCGUCAGCUACGAGAUGAAGAACUCCGGCAGCACCGAGCUGAACUUCUUCGAGGAUUACAACCCCUCCCCCGCAUGCAUCGCCGGCUUCUACAUUCUCGAUUCUAUUGAGCCUUAUCACCAGCAUUUCUCCUUGAACAAUAUAUCUCUGAUGUACCCUUAUGCUGUCCAUGAGCGUGUACCCAUCCCAUUAGCCCUCUGUAUCUCCGGCGUUGGCCCCUUGGUCAUCAUCGCGGUCUAUACACUCGUGAUCGAUGGGUUGUUUUCUCACCACAAACCGGUGGACCCAGUCUCUGGAAAAAGGAAACUGACAGGUCCAUACCGGUUCAAGGAUCGACUAUGGGAGUUCAAUUGCGGCUUCCUCGGCCUUUUACUCUCGCAAGGGCUUGCCUUUCUUAUUACCCAGGUUUUGAAAAAUGCUUGCGGCAAACCACGGCCAGACAUCAUCGAUCGAUGCAAACCUGCGCCAGGAAGCGAAGACCCGUUUCGCGGCUUGUCGAAUUCUACGAUCUGCACGGGUGAUCCGGCGAUUAUCAAGGAUGGGUUUCGUUCUUGGCCUUCAGCUUCCUUUGCUGGACUAUUCUAUCUGACGCUGUGGCUUUGCGGGAAGCUGCAUUUCAUGGACAACCGUGGAGAGGUGUGGAAGGCGAUCAUCAUUAUAAUACCCUGCAUUGGAGCUACUCUCAUCGCAGUAAGUCGAAUUAUGGACGCGAGGCACCAUCCUUUUGAUGUAAUCACUGGCUCGCUUCUGGGCAUCGUCUGCGCCUACAUCUCGUACCGCCAGUACUUCCCGUCUAUCUCAGAGCCUUGGAAGAAGGGGCGGGCUUAUCCGAUUCGGUCAUGGGGUAGAGAUCCGGUCGCCCCAAGUGAUACCGCUCCUCUUAUGGCUGCUAGCGAGAGCACUGCUGCUCUGCGCAAUCCGGAGGAAGAGGGGCUCAAUACAACUGGCGCCCCUGAUACUAGAGACCCCACUCAAUUACGCGCCUCCAGGUAUAUGCCUCCGGCUAACAAUCCAUAUGCCACACACAUGGGCCGUGAUGAUGACGGUCACUGGUCAUCCUCAAGUGAGGAUGUCGCAAAUGGGUAUGAAAUGCAACAUGGCUACGCUCAGACACAGAACCCGGCAUACGGCGGACAGCUUCCUCGAUAUGAGGUUGACACAUCAUACCACUCCCGCAUGGAACCCACAGUCACAGGGGUCAGUGCUGCUCAUGCGCCACCGGUAACGACCGUUCGCUCUGACGGUGAGCGGGAGUUGACGGAUGUGCCUCCACGAGCAUUCUAA